UAAUUGUCAAAUUCAUAGUUUCUCCAGGUACUGGCCGUCAGUUUUUCUCGUCAGCUGGGUUUGCUGUGUAGUUUCUGAGCUGCUUAUGGCGGCUUAUGGAUCGGCGUGGAUGUGGCUGAUGUUGAUGAGGUCUGGUGUCCAGAUCCACCCCAGAAGAGGAGACCGAAGCUGAGACUCUCCCGGUAGAAGUUCAAGUCAAACAUGGGUGUAAAAAAGAAGAGAUGCGCUGCAUUGGGCUGCACAAGUUUCAAAGUUCCAGGAGAUGACAAGCUAAUGUGCCCUUUUCCUCAGCCAGGAGCAAGGCAAAGAAAGUGGAUUCUUUUGUCUGGCAAUGAAAAUCUUUUGAAGUUGAAUGCGAGGCAAAUUCAUCUAAAUAGGUACCUGUGCCCCAAACAUUUUCACCCAAGCCAGUUCACAAAUAAGUUCCACAUCAAACUGCGCUUAAAUGCUGAACCCUCAGAGUCACUCUUUGCCAACCCUCUAUUAAGCGAUAAAGUCAUGCAGAAAUAUGAUCAUCCAGAUGUAUUUGUUUUUAGUGGAAAUGAUGAUGAUAGUGAUGACAAUGUGGGGUGUAGUGCAGAUAUUUUCCCUAUUCAUCUUGGCAGCUCACCCUUGACACCACCUUCGAGUGAUGACACUCAAGACACCACUAUGGACAGUACAGAAAAUGUACCUGAUCAGGACCACACUGGAAAACGCCCUCUUGAAACUUAUGAUGAUGAUGAUAGUGAUUUUGAGCCAGAUCCUAAACAUCCUCACAUGAACUUUCCUCAACCAACAUCACCUCGAAGGUCAUUGAUAUCUACUGGGGCAAGAGAGAGAGAAGGAACACAGCGCCGAAUUGGAUUGAAGGAUCUUGCACAAAUGUCUGGUGUGAGUUACAAUACUGAAGAUCAAAAUGUUCAUAAAGUGCUGAAAACUGCCCAACAAUAUAGAUUACUGGCCACAGAAUUCAGAAGGAAAUUGUCAGUUGCUCAGCGCUUGAACAAAGAGCUCUCCAGGACACUGAAUGAUAAGACCAUCAAUAUUCUCAAUGAGCUUGUUAUAUCAACAGUGUCCCGGACUAUCCUUGAGGGGGAGAUGAAAAAUUUUAAGGUAAAGCCCCAUGGCAGGCGCUGGUCACUCCAGGACAAACUCUUCUGGUUGUCCGUUAUGAAAAGAGGACUCAGGGCAUUCAGAUUCCUCUCAAAAUAUAUGACAAUUCCUAGUGAAGCUUCAUUGAAAAAACUCUUAAACAAAGUCAACCUUCAGCCUGGAAUUUCUCAACCUUUUCUUGCUUUGCUUCAGAAAAAGGUGGAGUCCCUGAAAGCCCGAGAUCGCCAGUGUGUCCUUUUAUUUGAUGAGGUCUUCUUACGUGGACGAUUAUUUUAUAGUAUUCGACAAAAUCUUGUGAAUGGCUUUGAAAAUUUAGGGCAGCGGGGGAGAACUAAUUAUGUUGCGGACCAUGCCUUAGUGUUUAUGGUGCAAGGCCUACAUGUAAAGUGGACUCAACCUGUUGCCUACUAUUUUGUAAGUAAGACCUGCCCAUCUGCUCUGUUAAAGCUUUUAAUUGAAGACGUUGUCAAGGCACUUACUGAGAUUGGCCUCACAGUAAAAGCUACGGUUUCAGAUCAGGGCCCCACAAAUAGGACUGCAAUUGCUGAGCUGCGCCAGAAGAAUGGUGAUGGUAUUAUGUAUUCUGUAGGUAAACAGAGGCUUGUGCAUAUUUGGGACAUGCCACAUAUCCUGAAGAACAUAAGAAAUAAUCUGAUCACCAGCGAUUUGGAAUUUAAUAAUGGAAAAGUUGCCAAAUGGCAUCAACUGAUAGAAUUUUAUGUAUAUGAUCAGUCAAGAAUUAAAUUAAGUUCUCUAACAAUGCGGCAUGUCAAUCCCAAGGGCCGAGAUAAGAUGCGGGUUUCGUAUGCUGCUCAAGUGCUUAGUUCUUCUGUUUCCAAAUUUAUCAAGGCUAUUGUCUCCAUCAGUGAGGGGAAGAAAUUCUCGCACUGCUUACCCUUUGCUGAGCUCUGUGACGACAUUGAUACGUUCUUCGACCUCUGCAAUGGGCCCAAAACAAAUGAGGAUUCCAAAGAAAACCAGAAAAAGUUCAGAGUGAAUGUUUCAGCCAAUUCUCCCCACAUCAAGGAGGAAAUGUGGAAAACCAUGCUUUCUAAGCUGCAGACUUGGACUUUCAUCAGAAAGAAAGAUGGUGUCCGACACAUACCUCCUUGUGUGCGGGGAUGGAUUGAAAACAUAAAGUCAUUCCGUGUUUUGUGGUGUUCAGUGAAAGACAAUGUGAAAGUGUUGAAGAUGCGGAAUAUUAACCAAGAUGCUCUUGAAAAUUUUUUCUGUCUCAUCCGUCAGUGUGGAGGUAGUAGCUCUGACCUCACCUUAGCUCAGUUCACUGCUGCCAUGAAAACGUGUCUUAUAAGCAGAUUUUCUAGGCAUGUUAGUGCUGACGGUAAAAAUUGUCAGGAUGAUGAGUCGCACAUGGCUUCUGACUUAAGUGAGUAUCUUUUAACUAAUGAAGAAUCCACAGCUGCUCCACCAGCCAGUAGAACUAUUAUUGCACAGGAGAUCAAGACUACACAACAAGGAGAUAGAUGA
This is a messenger RNA of Frankliniella occidentalis (western flower thrips), 2583 nucleotides long. RefSeq lists its product as uncharacterized. NCBI's taxonomy places the organism in Eukaryota, Metazoa, Arthropoda, Insecta, Thysanoptera, Thripidae. The record is from RefSeq and is a predicted model, not a curated record.